Trametes versicolor FP-101664 SS1 is the source of this 624-nucleotide messenger RNA. RefSeq names its product mitochondrial import inner membrane translocase subunit. Gene Ontology annotation, biological process: protein import into mitochondrial matrix. Bases 21 to 488 code for a protein of 155 amino acids. Gene Ontology annotation, cellular component: mitochondrial inner membrane; TIM23 mitochondrial import inner membrane translocase complex. The transcript has 5 exons. Lineage: Eukaryota; Fungi; Basidiomycota; Agaricomycetes; Polyporales; Polyporaceae. Gene Ontology annotation, molecular function: transmembrane protein transporter activity. The record is from RefSeq and is a predicted model, not a curated record.
GACGCCGACGACGAACCGACAUGGCCCACGCAGAUCACACAAGAGACCCAUGUCCCUGGGUUAUCCUCUCCGACUUCGGUAGCGCCUUUGCCAUGGGUGCCGUCGGUGGUACCAUCUGGCACGGUAUCAAGGGCGCCAGGAAUUCACCAAGGGGCGAUCGUCUUGUGGGAGCAUUGUCGGUCGUCAAAGCUCGCGCGCCUGUAACAGGUGGCAACUUUGGUGUCUGGGGUGGCAUGUUCUCGACGUUCGACUGUGCUGUGAAGGGCUGGCGGCAAAAGGAGGACAUGUGGAAUGCGAUCAUCUCUGGUUUCAUGACGGGUGGAUGUCUCGCUGCGCGAAGUGGACCCCGUGGUGCUCUGACUUCUGCGGUAGCAUGUGGUAUUCUCCUCAGUGUCUUCGAGGGUGUCGGUGUCUUGGUAUCACGAGUGUUCAACGAGGGUACUCGGCCUCAGCUACCACCAAUGCCCGAGAACAUGCAACCGCAGUGAUUCGGCCACCCCUCUGGACUAUAGAUGUAUAUCUCAUUCUACACGCUUUCUAUGUUCUAUUAAUGCUUGCAUCGUCUCUUCUCCUCUGUAUUGUUUGGCAUACUCCGCUCAUACCUAUGACGAUAUAAUAUCGUUA